This is a messenger RNA of Cuscuta europaea, 407 nucleotides long. Lineage: Eukaryota; Viridiplantae; Streptophyta; Magnoliopsida; Solanales; Convolvulaceae. The record is from the annotation of a GenBank genome assembly.
UAUAAAUGCCCACAACAUCCACCAUGCAAAUGAAAGCACACCGAUCUUCGUUUCCCUUAUGGCAAGGCAUCGAGUUCUUAAUACUAUAUUCUUCUUUUUGUGGCUGAGCAUAGGAAUUUGCUCGGCAGCAAGAACCCUCCUCAGUCUUGAUGUGGGCAGUGUUGGGUCAAAAUACGAUGUCGGUGGUCAAGGUGUUGUAGAUGUAAAAACCUCCGGUUAUGCAGCUGAAGGUGGUGCAAAAGUCAGCGGCACCGGAUAUGGUUGGGGAGGUACUGGAGGUGGAAAAGGUGGUCGUGAAGGCUAUGAUGAGGUCGGGAACAAUUAUGGGUAUGGAAGUGGAGAGAGUGUCGGUGGGGGAUAUGGUGCGGGAGGGCAUGGUGGUGGUAGUGGUGGUGGUGGAGGAGGAG